AUGAAACGUUUUAUCGUGAUCUUUGCCAUCACAGUAGUAACGUUAGCCUGUUCUUUUUUGUUCUCUGUCCCUCCAGAGCUCCCACAGCAACAUGUCUGUAAGGAGGAGGAGGUUCUGGCUGGUCUGGACCAGGAGGACCCACAGCCUCCACAGGUUAAAGAGGAACAGGAGGAACUCUGGACCAGUCAGGAGGGAGAGCAGCUUGUAGUGAAGCAGGAGACUGACACCUUUAUGUUGAGUCCUACUCAUGAGGAAAGUGACCACAGUGAAGCAGAACUGAAAAGUGACCACCAGCUCCUCUCUCACAGCUGUCAUGUAGCUGAGAGCCAAGAUCAGAAAGGAGGCGAGCAUGAAGACUCAGGAUCAACUAGAGAUGCAGAUCCAAAACAGAAUCAAGAUCACAACAGGAGGAGCCCCAGAAACAAUGUACACAAGUCUACCAUGUCAGAGGUUCACCAUGAUCCUCACACAGGUAAAAACUCUUUCACAUGUGACACAUGUGGAAAAGGUUUCCAGUAUAAGUCAGAAUUACAGAAACACCUGAGAACCCACACAGGUGAGAAGCCGUACCUUUGCAAUACGUGUGGGAAAAGAUUCCAUGAAACUUCAGCAUUUAAAACACAUUUGAGAACCCACACAGGUGAGAAGCCAUUUUCUUGUGAAACAUGUGGGAAAUCAUUUAGCCAGAGGGUUCACUUAAAAGUGCACACGAGAACCCACACAGGUGAGACACCGUAUUCUUGCAACACAUGUGGGAAAUCUUUUAGCCGGAACGAAGGCUUGAAAUUCCACAUGAGAAUCCACACAGGUGAGAAGCCGUAUUCUUGCAAAACAUGUGGGAAAGACUUUAUAACCAGCAAUCAAUUGCAAAUCCAUACAAGAAUCCACACAGGUGAGAAGCCGUAUUCUUGUGAAAUAUGUGGGAAAUCUUUUAGCCAGAGGUGUUACUUAAAACCACACAUGAGAACCCACACAGGUGAGAAGCCGUACCUUUGCAAGACCUGUGGGAAAAGAUUCAGAGAAAAUGCAGCAUUUAAACAACAUACGAGAAUCCACACAGCGGAGAAGCCGUAUUCUUGUGAAAUAUGUGGGAAUUCUUUUAUCCAGAGGAGUUACUUAAAACUACACAUGAGAAUCCACACAGGUGAGAAGCCGUAUUCUUGUGAAAUAUGUAAGAAUUCUUUUAGCUGGAGGAGUUACUUAAAACUACACAUGAGAAUCCACACAGGUGAGAAGCCGUAGCUAUGUGAGACCUACAGGACAAGAUUCAGUGACACUUAAGCUUUUAAAAAAACAUGUGAGAAGUCGUAUUCUUGUGGAACAUGUGGGAAAGCGUUCCGAGUUGGUGGUCAAUUGAAAAUUCCAAUUCCAUCCAUCACUUAGGGUUGUACUCACUUUUCCCCCAGCGGUUUAAACAUUAAUGGUUGUGUGAUGUGUUAUUUUGAGGGGACAGCAAAUUUACACUGUUAUACAAGCUGUACACUCAUUACUUUACAUUGUAGCAAAGUGUCAUUUCUUCA
Micropterus dolomieu (smallmouth bass) is the source of this 1520-nucleotide messenger RNA. Its product is annotated as zinc finger protein 235-like. Gene Ontology annotation, molecular function: RNA polymerase II transcription regulatory region sequence-specific DNA binding; DNA-binding transcription factor activity, RNA polymerase II-specific. Gene Ontology annotation, biological process: regulation of transcription by RNA polymerase II. Bases 1 to 1242 code for a protein of 413 amino acids. Gene Ontology annotation, cellular component: nucleus. Lineage: Eukaryota; Metazoa; Chordata; Actinopteri; Centrarchiformes; Centrarchidae. The record is from RefSeq and is a predicted model, not a curated record. The transcript has a single exon.